CCGAAUGACCCGUCAUCAAGACACGUGUCACAAAUCUAGUGGUGAAGAUUUCAACCCCUUUUGCUAUAAAACGACCCCAUCGCACAUUCAUCAUAUCACAGUUCAAUCUCAAACGAACAAAUUCAAUUCAUUUCUUCGUGACCUAACUUCUCUUCAAGAUGCAAAUAUUCGUGAAAACCCUCACCGGAAAGACCAUCACCCUCGAGGUCGAGAGCUCCGACACCAUCGACAACGUCAAGGCUAAGAUCCAGGAUAAGGAAGGAAUUCCCCCGGACCAGCAACGUCUGAUCUUCGCCGGAAAGCAACUCGAGGACGGCCGUACUCUAGCUGACUACAACAUCCAGAAGGAAUCCACCCUUCAUCUCGUCCUCCGUCUCCGUGGUGGUAUGCAGAUCUUUGUUAAGACUCUCACCGGAAAGACCAUCACCCUCGAGGUUGAGAGCUCCGACACCAUCGACAACGUCAAAGCUAAGAUCCAGGACAAGGAGGGAAUUCCCCCGGACCAGCAACGUCUGAUCUUCGCCGGAAAGCAGCUUGAGGACGGCCGUACUCUAGCCGACUACAACAUCCAGAAGGAAUCCACCCUUCAUCUUGUCCUUCGUCUCCGUGGAGGUAUGCAGAUAUUCGUUAAGACUCUCACUGGAAAGACCAUCACCCUUGAGGUCGAGAGUUCUGACACCAUCGACAACGUGAAGGCUAAGAUCCAGGAUAAGGAAGGAAUCCCUCCGGAUCAGCAGAGGUUGAUCUUCGCCGGAAAGCAGCUCGAGGAUGGAAGGACCUUGGCCGACUACAACAUCCAGAAGGAAUCAACUCUUCACCUUGUGUUGCGUCUUCGUGGUGGUAUGCAAAUCUUUGUGAAGACUCUCACUGGUAAGACUAUUACCCUUGAGGUGGAGAGCUCAGACACCAUUGACAACGUUAAGGCUAAGAUUCAGGAUAAGGAGGGUAUUCCCCCAGAUCAGCAGAGGUUGAUCUUUGCCGGAAAGCAGCUCGAGGAUGGACGCACCCUUGCGGACUACAACAUCCAGAAGGAGUCUACCCUUCACCUUGUGUUGCGUCUUCGUGGUGGUAUGCAGAUUUUUGUGAAGACUUUGACUGGCAAGACCAUCACCUUGGAGGUGGAGAGUUCUGAUACCAUUGAUAAUGUUAAGGCUAAAAUUCAGGACAAGGAAGGUAUCCCACCGGACCAGCAGAGGUUGAUCUUUGCCGGGAAGCAGUUGGAGGAUGGAAGGACCCUUGCUGACUACAAUAUUCAGAAGGAGUCUACCCUUCACCUUGUGCUCCGUCUUCGUGGUGGCUUUUGAGAUGUUGUUGGUGUCGUGUUUGUGAUGUUGGGUUAUUUUGAAAUGGUAUUUGUGAACUGUUGAUCAUAUUAGGGUCCUAUAUUGAGGCCCGUUAGAAUAAAUUUGGUUUGAUGUACUGUGAUCUUCUUAUGGCUUAUGUGAAUAAUUAGUACUUUACUUUGAUAA
Molecule: messenger RNA, 1469 nt
Organism: Vicia villosa (hairy vetch)
Lineage: Eukaryota; Viridiplantae; Streptophyta; Magnoliopsida; Fabales; Fabaceae
Product: polyubiquitin
Exons: 2
Coding region: 159-1304 (381 amino acids)
Biological process (GO): modification-dependent protein catabolic process; protein ubiquitination
Cellular component (GO): cytoplasm; nucleus
Molecular function (GO): ubiquitin protein ligase binding; protein tag activity
Source: RefSeq, a predicted model, not a curated record